Malurus melanocephalus (red-backed fairy wren) is the source of this 7527-nucleotide messenger RNA. RefSeq names its product anosmin 1 (gene ANOS1). The coding region runs from base 135 to 2165 and encodes 676 amino acids. The record is from RefSeq and is a predicted model, not a curated record. The transcript is spliced from 14 exons. Lineage: Eukaryota; Metazoa; Chordata; Aves; Passeriformes; Maluridae. Gene Ontology annotation, cellular component: cell surface; extracellular region. Gene Ontology annotation, molecular function: peptidase inhibitor activity; protein binding. Gene Ontology annotation, biological process: neuron differentiation.
UCUUGUGUAGUUUCUGCGGCGCGGAGGUGUCGGUUCCCGGCGCAGCCCGGCACCAGCCCGCCGAGCGGGAGCGAGCUCAGCCCGGCGCCUGCAGCCCCCCGCGCCGCCCCUCUGCCCUCCUCUCCCGCAGAGCGAUGGUGCGGAGGGCGCCCGGCGUGUCCCUCGCCCUGCUCCUCUGGGUGACGGCCGCCUGCGGCAGCCCCGACGGGUCGGGGGCAGCCGCCGCCGCCCGAAGGCAGGACGAGGCUUUCUCCACMGCCAGAUGCACCUCCAGGUGCCUGAGCCUCCAGAUCACCCGCAUCUCCGCCUUCUUCAAGCAUUUCCAGAACAAUGGGUCACUUGCUUGGUGCCAGAAUCAUAAACAGUGUUCAAAGUGCCUGGAGCCCUGCAAAGAGUCCUGGGACCUGAAGAAAAACCAUUGCCAAAGCUUCUGUGAGCCUCUUUUCCCCAAGAAGAAUUAUGAAUGCCUAACUAGCUGCGAAUUCCUUAAGUACAUCCUGUCAGUGAAGCAAGGGGACUGCCCAGCCCCAGAGAAGGCCAGUGGUUUUGCAGCUGCCUGUGUUGAAAGYUGUGAAGCUGACACUGAAUGCUUUGGAGUGAAGAAAUGCUGCUCCAAUGGAUGCGGUCAUACGUGCCAAGUUCCAAAAAAUCUGUACAAAGGUGUUCCACUGAAACCCCGAAAGGAAUUAAAAUUCAUAGAGCAUCAAUCUGGAGACCUGGAGGUGAAGUGGUCUUCAAAAUUCAAUAUUUCCAUUGAGCCUGUGAUCUACGUUGUUCAGAGGAGGUGGAAUCAAGGAAUCCAUCCAAGUGAGGAUGACGCUACAAACUGGCAGACUGUGGCACAGACUACGGAYGAGCGGGUUCGGCUGGCGGACAUCCGAGCGAGCCGCUGGUACCAGUUCCGCGUGGCCGCUGUCAACGUGCACGGGACCAGGGGAUUCACUGCCCCCAGCAAGCACUUCCGCUCCUCCAAAGAUCCAUCUGCUCCACCAGCUCCAUCUAAUAUCAGAAUUGCCAAUAUCAGUGCAAACAAUGAUGGAAGUGUAAAUGUAGUGAUUACUUGGGAUCUYCCAGAAGAUCCUGAUAUCCCAGUGCACCACUACAAAGUCUUCUGGAGCUGGACAUACAGCAAAUAUGUAAUCCCAGCCAAAAAAAAGAGAAGRAAGAUUACCGAUGGGGCCCAAAAUUAUGUGGUCCUGGAGGGGCUCCAACCCAACAGCAACUACAACGUAGAGCUGCAGGCAGUGACACGCUGGGGUCAGAUUCGCCUGAAAAGUGCUAAGGUUUCUCUSCAUUUUAGCACAACUCAGGACAUCAGCAAUAAUAAGGAACGGACAUCUGCUGAGAAGCCACAGAAAGGACUGAUAGAUUCUUACCCGACCUUUCAGAGAAGGAAAACCACUCGUUUUCUUAAAGUUGGAGCUCCUUUCUAUCAGGACAACCAACUUCAGGUCAAAGUCUACUGGAAGAAGACAGAUAUCAGCAUGAAUCAAUUCCAAGUCCACUGGUUACCGGAGUCCUGUGCACACAAUGACACCAAAGGACUUAGGAAAGUAACAGAGCUGACUUAUGAAAACUACAUUAUUCUGAAGGACCUGUCAUUUUCGUGCAAAUACAAAGUAACUGUUCUGCCUGCAAAAUCUAAAGGUCGUUUUAAGGCUGAGAGUGCUUUCUUUGUUACCCCACCUUGCWCUGCAUUUAAAGACAAAAAACACAAGCACAUUAAUUGUCCUGCAGAAGGAGUGCCAGUUCUACCCAAAGUGUUGGCCAAACCYGAGAAUCUGUCUGCGUCCUUCAUUGUUCAGGAAGGGAACAUCACUGGCCAUUUUUCCUGGAAGAUAUCUAAGGCAGACCUUCACCAGCCCAUGACAGGGUUUCAGGUCACUUGGGCAGAAGUGACCACAGAGAGUCGGCAGAACAGUUUGCCCAACAGCAUCAUUUCACAGUCGCAGAUACUGCCAGCAGACCAUUAUGUCCUCACCGUGCCCAACCUGAGGCCAUCGAUGCUGUACCGUCUGGAAGUUCAGGUGCUGACGACCGGCGGGGAAGGGCCAGCGACGAUUAAAUCCUUCCGAACACCCGACCUCCCUCCCUUUUCACCCCACAGGCCUCAUCUGAAACAACAUCAUCCACAUCACUACAAGCCACCCCCAGAGAAAUAUUAGACUGUUUCAGAUGAUUAUACAGAUAACUGAGGGAAAAAAAAACUGAGCUCCCCAAUGAGGGCUGGGUAACAGCCCAUCUGUUGGAGCAGUGAACCCAGGUUUCCAGUGAAAGUUGCCAUCCUGUACGGUCUGUAUCUACUUCUCUGUAGUUUAGCCAUGAAGAAUUAUAUUUGCACCACGACCAGGGUGAAUCCUACAGCAAGUAUCAUUUCAGUACCAGCACUGUUCAACAAACUGAAGAUUGCAUCCAACUCAAUGCCUGUGAGAAUAUUGGAAUUGUGUUCAUUAUAAUGUUUUCAUAUUCUGUGUUUAAAGUAGGUUGAAACGGUGCRGUGUAUACAACUUUUUCUCUUACUGUAUUCAAUGUUACUCUUUUCAAGGUCCUGUGAUGUAUACAUACUUUUAAAAGAGGCCAUGUUCUCAUCAGUGAAUUUAAAUUAUCUGUUUUACUUAAAGCCCUAYCUGUGUUCAAUUUAAGCCCUAGUGUAUUUUGCUACUAAAGAAUAUCACCACGUGCCAGAAAUAAGGACAUAGGUAAAAUAAAUACCAGUAGCAGAAACUCUAAAAUAGCCAGUUUUUAAUAACUGCAGUGUCACCAUGGAGGAGGAGGAUGAUACCAGAUGUACUACCCAUCUGGUCUAAAGUGGAAAUGUUCUAUCAUGUAGGACUUCUAUUAAUAUAAUUAAAGAUAUUAAUAGUUAAAGAAUAUACAGGGUAGAAAUACCAUUGCAGAGAAACAAAUGGCAAUUAAUAGAAUAGUUUAAAAUUCAUGGCAAUAAAUGCAAUUAAUCAAUAGGUACUGGAAGAAUAAGUUUUAAGAUCUCACAAUUUUUUAAUAUAUACUAUUUAAAGGUAAAAUAUUAUCAUGAAUAUAAACACCAGUUUUCUAGUUAAAAAUCUGAAUAGUUAAACUGAAAUUCUGGGGCACAUUUGUUAUUCAAGUAGCUGUAGGGCUACUUUUUGGCUUUGAAUUUUGAUGCACAUAUUUCUUUUCCCUGUGGAUCUUUAGAACAGAAGGAUGGAUGUAUUGGCUCUAUUUUGCUGUUCUGCUUACAGAAGAGUUAUGUGACAAUAUUCUGGCAUCUGGAAAACAUUGGCUUAUAGUUUAUUUGAAUUCAUUUUUCAAAUUUAGACAGAAGGGUGCCCUUUUUAACCAUAAGGGAAUUAAUGUUGCCUUAUUGUGCAAUAUAAACUGUCUAGAAUAAUUUGUCACACAGAGACACAUGUCUCAAUAGUAAACAGAAACUGCUUGGAUUUAUUAUUGAGAGGGUGGAAAGUAUCUGCCAAUAGACAUCCAUACAAAUACCCAUAAUCAGCUCUUARUGUUCAAGAUGUUCAAAGCACUCCUGAAUUCUUUGGCACCAUUUCCAUUGCUCCUUGAAUCAUCACAAGUGGCUAACGUACCUUAAAACUUGGGUCCAACUUAUCAAAGUGGCCACUUUUUCUACCAGCAGAUGCUACAGACUCWCCUGUGCUUCAUAUUUUUCUGGGAUAUUCAGUAAGAGUAGCUCAGACGUUGGUGGUAAAUGUAUUUUCCUUGUCUUGAUGACAAACUGUUUUGUGAAAAAGCAAAUAUGAAGAARUAAUCUGAAACCGAGGGUCAGAGCUAUGUUUAUCAUAUUGGGAUGUUCAUGAAAUAUUCAGUUUGUCUAUACUGAAGUUGAUAGCAUUAAUACUGCAGGUGGAGAAGGAAACUGUUAAUUUCCGAUCUGAUUUUUUAACUUGCUCAUUACAAUUUUUGUGCAUUUUUACAUUCAGUUUUAAAGGGCUCUUUUCCAUUCUAUUUUGCAUGUUGUCUUUUUUGAUACUCAUUUAGUGACCAGGAAUUUUCCCAGACUUUUUGUAUUUCUACAUGAUUUGGGCCUUUAACAAUAUCUUUAAGUAUGUUAAAGUCUAUGGYGCUUUUAAUUCCUUCCUCUAUUUUCCAAAAUAUAUUAGCAAAUUAGCAGAUGAAGUCUUCUUCAAAAAAAACCUGUAGUAUAGAGAUUUGUUUUCAGUUUUGUCAGAAGGCCAAAGUCUGAGAGAUUUUUGUCAGGGUGGAGAUGUUUCUUGUGUGUGUUUUUACAAAGAAAACAAAAUUUGAAUUGGCCGUUUGGAUGGCACAGGGGGUAGAUGAAUAUAGAACUGAUCUUUGUGGUGUUUGUUGGAUCAUCAGCAUCAGGGAAAAUAGUUACUUCUGGCUUCUCUGAAGAAGUCUGUGCAAGCCUUUCAAUCACAGUCUGUUCUGGUUGUGCUGCAUCAGAUCUACAGUGACCUGAUUAUUGUUAAUGAAAUUACAUUUCACUCGGAGUGGCACUGUAAAUCAUGGAACACAGAUGUUGGUCUUUGUUGAUGCCAAACCACUGGAGAUAAGCARGAACUGUGAGCCCUGGGUUGUGACACCCUCAUGCUUCUGAGACCAAUCCAAACUGAUGCUGUUUGCUGAUGCCAUUCUCUCUGAAGCAUUUGUCUCUUCAAAGUAACAGGCUCCUUUUGAAGAACAUCGAGAGUUUUUCCCUUCUGGAGUAGGUUGAUCAAAACCAAAAGUUGAUGAAGUAGAAGUGUAUUGAUCCAGUAUAUAUAGAGUCCACUAAGAUGUAAAUUAUUUUUUUUCCUUCUACAAACGAUCUUAACAACUCGCCUUUCAAGUAUUAAAAAUACAGAGUUAACAAAGCUCAUGAAUGGAUAUUAAAUUCCCAGCUGUGAGGGAUUUCCUGAUUAUUUUUUUUUUAAAUUUAGCAGUGCAGAUUUGAAAUUUUUAGUGCCUGAUACUAAAGCUUUCUUUGCUGAAUCGUACAGGGUAUAGUCCUAAUUUGCUASUCUUAGCCACAUUAAACAUUUAAGUCAGCAAUAGAGUUGCAGUUUGCUGCUUAAUUCAUUAGCUAAAAAAUUAUUUUCUCUAAUGAUGUUUGUAAUUCAGAGUUAAUAUUGGGAUGAUAUUAGAGAUAUUGGGAUGUUUUAAGAUACUCUGCACCUUCACACUAAUGUAUUAUUUGCUAUGUACAAUUCUGAUGGAUUUGUCAGUUGAAUUCAGAAUGCGUUUUGUUUAUUUGUUAAAAGAAAAUGAUAAGAUUAUGCUAUUUUUGCUAACUGCUUUGUGAAGUGGAUGUCUUUUCAUUGUGUUUUUAGUUUAAGAAGAAAAUGGUUUGUUCUCAUUAUAUCUUUUUUUUUGACCAUUUUUGAGUUGUUCAUAGAGCAGAAGAAAAUAAGACAGAACUUGUGCUGUGUCAUUCAUAUGUAACAACUUGAAUAUUCAUUAAGAAUACAGCACACAGACAAUAAAUAAGAAGUCUGAUUUUUUGAAUGCUGAAGAUCCUUAACUUAGUGGCUUCAGAAAGGGCUGAGGACAUGGUGUGGCAAUGCUGACAUUGACAUUAAUAUUUGGGGUGGUCACACACAAAGUCAUUGCUAAUGUGGAUGGGAAUUUUACCAUUGGUAUUACCAGAACUGUGUAGAAAUCUUAAUACUGAUUCAAUUUAUUUCACAAGUCUUUCAUUUCCACGCUCCCAGCUGGAGUCAGGGAGAGUUUCAAAUAAGCAGGUCCUGAUUCAGGAAGGUUGGCACAAAGGAAGCCAGUGGGAUGGAAUUAAACCUGUGCAGUUAGAAUGAGCUUUAGUGAUGCUUCAAAUCAAGCAUGGAUGUCAAAGUUUGCUUGAACACUGUCUUAAAUCAGGGCCUUGUAAAACAAAGUGGGGGAACCAGACAGUUCUAAAUUCUGUGUACAACACCAUGAAAACUUUUAUUUUUGUUUGUGUAUAUGUAAAUGUCAUAGUGAUAUUGACUUAUUUAUUAAUUCAUUUUCUUAUACUAUGUGCCAAGUAUGUUCCUACCUUUUUGAUCAGUACCUGUGAACAUCAAUUACUAAAAAURAUGUUAUGCAAACUUGUGCAUUUUAACCAGGAAUAUGAUACUAAUAAGCUGUUGCAUGUAGUUUUCAAUAAUUAAGAAAACCCUUUAUUUAAAAAAUGUAAAUGGAUACCUGCAGAUGUUGAUGAUUAUAUAUGGGUUUGCAUGCCAAAACUCAUUGUUCAGUUGUGGGCAUGAAAUGUAACGACUGUAUUACCUCUACUGAUAUAUUAGUAAGGUACAAUUUGCAAAGUAAUUAACAGAGCUCUAUAUGUAAAAUUUUUCCUUUUUACUUAAUUAUAUUGUAGUAGAGGUAACAGAACUGCUUCUCUGUUACCCAAAUUGGCUGUAGAAAUUAACAGUCAUUUAAAGUCAAUAUUUAUUUAUGUAUGUAAUACAAAAAGAUUGGUCUUAUGUGUUUGUCCUGUUAUUUAGAGAAAAAAAAUACACUUGUAAAAACAUUUUGUAAAAAAAUGUAAAUGUAAAUAGAGUCUGAUUUCUUUUACUCACUAUUUUCAUGUUUAGAAUUUGUACAUACUGUUUAUGUAAUAAACUAUCCUACAUCGAAAUAUUGCUACAUUAUCUCCUCCAUACAGAAUUUAGAAUUUUGUUUUUCUUGAGUUGAAGAGAUAGAACCAUGUAAGAAAAAUUAGUGUCCAAUACCAAAUACCUUUGCUUCAUCUAAAUUUCAUUGCAUAAGAAGUCAUGCCAUUUUAUCCCCUCUUUACUACAGCAUUUUGUUUUCUUUAGAUAGUCAUCAAAAUAAUCUGAAAAUAAAUUUAAAUAUCAUUUGAGUUAUUCACAUUGUAAACCAAUAUUGAMGGUAAAAAGUCAGAACUGGUGCUUUCUCUAUUCUAACUGGAUGGUUCACAGUGCAGAUUUGUUCAUCCUUUUSUUAUGCUGGCUGAAAUUCAUUCAGCUUCAGGAUCUUUUCCACUGGCCUGAUCCUGCAACCCAAGAUUUUCAUGAUUGAAAUUCAGGGCAAAUAUAUGUAUGCACCAAAUUUGGAGUAUUUUCUGUUUUAAAGUGUGGUAUAGUUUAAAUUCUGUAUUUUUAACUAAUAUAAAUAUCUAUCUUAGUACAMAUACUUAACUGUUUCAAAUUUUCAUAGAUGCACUAUUAUUCUCAGGUGCACUAACCUUGGUUUGAAGAUGCACCUUUGGGUAACUCUUGUCUUACCUGUUAAACUUUUUUUUUUUUUUUUUAACUUGAUCAAAACUUUCAAAAUUUCCUGGUAUUUCUGUCUCAUUGGAAUAACUACUUACAUUUCUUUUUACAUAAAUGAAUCAUAUUUAGAAAAACCCCUACAGUUAAAUUUCUGUGCAAGUUGGACUAUUUCUAUAAUAUUUGCCAUUAUGGUUCAGUAAACCCAGAUAAUAAUAUAUCACCUGAAGAUGUGAAUGGAUAAGUUGUCAAAAUAAAUGCUUGAAGUGUUCUCUACACUGUAAUUCAGAAUAGCCAUUCAUUUUUUCUUUCCACAUCUUCAAAGAAAUGUUUUAUUCAACAUUGAAUUAAAAGACACAGUGACUGGAUUAAA